AUGGCACCGCCCGUCGAGAUAUCCAUCCCAACAACAUCCGUCAACUCUCCGCCCGACUCCAAGCCAUUCACCCAGUACAACAUCACCCUACGCCUCCCUCUGCGCUCCUUCGUCGUACAAAAACGUUACUCCGAGUUUGCAGCACUACACGACGAGCUGACCAAGGUCGCCGGAGCCGCCCCACCGCAACCGCUGCCGGCGAAGCACUGGAUCAAGUCGACCCUUACCUCGCCCGAGCUCACCGAAGACCGCCGCCGCGGGCUGGAAACCUAUCUCCGCGCCAUCGCGGAGUCGCCCGACCGGCGAUGGCGCGACACACAGGCGUGGCGGCACUUCCUCAACCUGCCGUCCACGAGCGGCGGUAGUGCCGCCAGCUCCAGCGGCAUCGGCGUCGAGGGGAGGGUGCCGGCCAUAAACCUGCACGGUGCCAAUGCCGCCGCGGCGAACGACCUUACGACAUGGACGGACCUGCACCGCGAGAUGAAGGGCCACCUGCACGAGGCGAGGCUGCAGCUCGCCCGCAGGGACGCCGCGUCCGACUCGGGCGGCCCUGGCCACGGGUCGAACCAAAGCUCGACAGCGGCAGUGGAGGCCGGCGCGUCGGCCAAGAGGGCCCUGGUGCGGGCAGGUAGCCUGCUGACGGCGCUGGAGGGCGGGCUGAGGAGCAUGGGCGAGGAGAAGAGGCUGGGCGAGGGCGAGCUGCGGCGCAGGAGGGACCUGCUGGCUGCGGCGCGGGCCGAGAGGGACGGGCUGGAGAAGCUGAGCUCGAGCCUCGCCUCGGCGCGGGGCGCGAGGGAGGGCGCGCCGAGCACCGGCGACAAGGCCACGCUGCUGUCCGGCGCCGGGGAGUCGUCGUCGAGGGCGAGGGCGGGCGGCCGGGUGCUGGGGGCGCCGCUGCCGGAGACGGAGAGGACGCGGGAGCUGGACAACUCGGGCGUGCUGCAGCUCCAGCGGCAGCAGAUGCAGGAGCAGGACCUGGACGUCGAGGAGCUGGCCAAGAUCAUCCGGCGCCAGAAGGAGAUGGGCCUCGCGAUCAAGGGCGAGGUCGAGGUGCAGAACGAGAUGCUGGACCAGAUGGACCGGGAUGCGGACCGACUCGAGGCCAAGAUGAAGGUGGCCAACAGCAAGGCGCGGAAGCUGGGCAAGUAA
Messenger RNA from Diaporthe amygdali, 1149 nucleotides. RefSeq lists its product as uncharacterized. Lineage: Eukaryota; Fungi; Ascomycota; Sordariomycetes; Diaporthales; Diaporthaceae. Gene Ontology annotation, biological process: Golgi to vacuole transport; intracellular protein transport; vesicle fusion. The transcript has a single exon. Gene Ontology annotation, cellular component: endomembrane system; SNARE complex. Gene Ontology annotation, molecular function: SNAP receptor activity; phosphatidylinositol binding; SNARE binding. The coding region runs from base 1 to 1149 and encodes 382 amino acids. The record is from RefSeq and is a predicted model, not a curated record.